AUGACCGACAUUGAUGAUAAGUUUGACCUUGAGCCUUACAAGAAGCUAAACGACAAAACGGUUUUGUGGAAGGUCGAAUUCAUGAACGAGAAUAGACUCAAAGUUCUGCUUCAAUCUCCAUUCUUAGACGCGAAGCUCAAGAAAGGCUUGCAAUCGAUGGUCAAAUACAACCGCGUUGGUUUGAACCUUUACCGAACGGAGUACGCUUAUUCUUCCCACUCGGUCGACGACAGUGGGCGUCUCUAUGCUCGAAGCAGGUCGCUUCAAAACUUGCCGGCAAAUGUUAAAAAAAAUCCACCUUUCCGCCAGUACCUUGCAAGUGGAGAAUACCAUGACAUCGAUCAAGCAAACUCCAUGCCUACCAUUUGGGCGCAUCUCUGUGCUUCACAUUCGAUUGUUUGUCCCAAUCUAGAUACUUACAUCAAUCAGCGUCCGACGAUUCUCCAAGAAAGAGGCAUCGACAAGCAGGUGGUUAUGGAGUACCUUACCUACGAACCUCGAAUGAUAGCAGACCCCUUCUUCCGACAGAUUCACGAUACACUUUACCGAACCUUGGUGCCGCUUCUAAAGGAGAAGUACAACCACAUCUGGGAGAAAGUCAUGAAAUCUCGCGAGGAUAAAGUUAAACGCAAUCGAGGCGGUAGUUUCCUCUGUCAAGUCGCCCACACUAUUGAAACUAAAAUCAGCCUCGCUGUUGACAAAUUCUUCACGAAUCGAGGUUGGUCUGUCGAUGUGCAUGUUUUUGACGGAGUGAUGAUUCGUAAACGACCUGAUACGAGCAUGACCCCCGAACUGCUAGAGGAAUGUAACAAAUACGUCUCCGACCAAACCGGAAUCGCUGGUGUGAAGCUCGUUGAAAAAAGCCUCGAUUUCGAAGCUCAUCCUCAAUUGCCGUUGCUCGCAAUCCCCCAAGAAGAUGUAAAUCCCGUUAAACCAGCAGAUGGCAAUGCAGUAGAUUUUCGUGACCUUAAGUGCAUCAAGGGUUGGGAGAACUUCGACUUCAGGCGUAUUUUUAGCCCGACUCACAAGAAUAGCGCGGAGUGGUACGUAGAACAACGCCACGCGUCAAUCAUGAAACAUUCGAGCGGGCUGUUGUUUAUACUCGGCAAAGACAAUAUUUGGAGGAAAUUUGACAGCGUGAAAGCGAGUGACCUCAAUUUGCAAAUCGCUGAUAACUUGAUUAGCAGCUUCGAGAAAUUGAUUGACGAUGCUACCAACGAACUUCAACAUGGUAAUGUCGACAUAUUGAAGGCCAAGCUCAAAACGUUUCGUCCCGAAGUCGAAGGCACCGCAUAUUCUGGAAGUGUCGCGUAUAAUGUCGAGCGACUUUGCAAAACCGACGACAAAUGCAUUGACCUGUUCCUCUCCAAACCUUACUUGCUGCCGUUCAACGAUGGGGUGUACGACUUGGUCAAGGGAGAAUUCCGACCUAUUGAACCCACAGAUUACAUUCUCUUCACUUGCGGAUAUAACUUCCCAAAAACGUCAAACAAAGAAAUCCGAAAGAAGAUUACCGACUUCUACACCUCCAUCUUCCAGACUGAGGAGCUCACCGAAUAUCGACUCGCUACAGUGGCGCGUUGCCUCUACGGAGAAAUCGUCGAAGAAAUCUUUGUGAUUCAGAAAGGCAAGGGACGAAACGGGAAAGGAGCUGAAACAACCCUUAUUCAAAAUGUUUUUGGUAACUUGUUCUACUGCCUCGAUAAGCGCAACUUCACUCGUGACCAGCAGGACGUGGACCGACCGAAUUCACAAGUGUACAAUCUCUUCGGUAAACGAUAUCUGACAACCAGUGAGACCAAUAAGAACGACCGCUUCCUCUCUGAGGUAUUCAAAGGAUUCUCGGGAAACGAUUAUAUCAGUGUGCGCACGCUUAACGGCAAACCUAUCACUUUCCGCGUCACAGGUUUGCUGAAUGUUCAAACCAACGAGGACCCUGUUUUUGAUAAAGUAGACGUGGCGUUGGGAAAGCGCACCCGUAUGCAGGAGUACCCCUUCACCUUCACAAACAUUGAGCUAAUGGAGACAGACGAUACCGAACUUGAUGCCAUGGAAAUUGAUGAAGACGAGAGCGAAUAUAAGGCAAUCGAGAAACAGGGUGACGAGAACUUGAAACGCGACUUCAAGUCUGAGGCGUACCGCGAUGAAGGAAUGCUUCUGCUGAUUUCGUUGUUUAGAGAGAUGUUCAUUCAAAGCGAUGGGUCCCUCAGCAUGAAGAUUGACGUCCCCGAUGAGGUGCUCGCAUUUACAAAGCAGAAUCUUGCUACAAGCCUUGCUGCUGCAAAAUGGCUCAAGUUCCAUUACAAGAUUACCGGCGAUUCUACAGAUGUUGUGAGGAAGAAAGAACUGUAUUGCGAAUACGCACAAUCCGUGUUUGACGUGAAGAAGAGGAUUGGCAAAACGCAAUUCUACAAGGAAUUAGAAGGGAUUCAAAUCAAAACCGGCAUCCGUAAUGGUUAUCAGGUGUAUGUAGGCUUGAAGAGAACGGCAAGGUCGAAUGAAGGUGACGAGUUCUUUGAUGUUUAA
This is a messenger RNA of Fimicolochytrium jonesii, 2526 nucleotides long. RefSeq lists its product as uncharacterized. NCBI's taxonomy places the organism in Eukaryota, Fungi, Chytridiomycota, Chytridiomycetes, Spizellomycetales, Powellomycetaceae. Bases 1 to 2526 code for a protein of 841 amino acids. The transcript has a single exon. The record is from RefSeq and is a predicted model, not a curated record.